Nomia melanderi (Alkali bee) is the source of this 3348-nucleotide messenger RNA. The record is from RefSeq and is a predicted model, not a curated record. NCBI's taxonomy places the organism in Eukaryota, Metazoa, Arthropoda, Insecta, Hymenoptera, Halictidae.
CCCGGCAGACUGCAGCCGAGAUCGCGCCGCUCUCACCGUCGCAGGAAGGUGACGAUCAACGUGCAGGACGACGAAUGGUCCCCGACCGCCCAGAGAGUCCCGAAGACGUUCCGUCCAGGGCCGACGACCGUCGACUCGAUGCAGCUCGUCCCGUUCGUGGACAAUCUCCUCUACUUCGACCCGAAUCCCCUGAUCCACGUGGCGACCACCUCGCUGCAAACCGGCAGCCUGCAGCACGCGCUGUCGUCGUCGCGAAGGAAGCUGCGCCACCACCAUCAUCAUCAUUACCACCACCACCACCAUCAUCAUCGGCACCACCACAGGGAGCACCGUCGCGUGGUCAGCGAUCCGGGCACCACCGGGAACUGGGACGCCGUCAACCAAGAAGUGAAACGACACCGUCGACUGUUCAGCUUCGACACGGGCGUCGGCGCGCUCGGCCGGGACGCCCCGUUAAUCGACGCGUCCGCGGCCGAGGACAACGAGGAGGCGACGCCUCCCGACGACACGAACACGUCGACCUUUAGGAAAGUGCCAUGGCAUCCGAACCUGCACAUGCUCAAGCUCAGAAGAACGUAACGCACGCCUGGGUCGCUGGAACGAUUCGACGCGAAUGUCGUCCGGUUUCCUCGGUACGGUAACGCUCGGAUAAUUGUCUGAACUCUCGAAUAUAUUUGGAUCCUGGUUAUUUCAGCUCUCGAUUAUUACCUUAGCUACUUACCUGAACUCUCGAUUAUCCAGAUUAAUAACGCAUCGUUUUGCACUUGUUCUUUCUACUGUUCGAUCGACGCCUGUGUUCAGCUACUUCGGAUAAACGGGGUUGUACUUUAUUCUCUGAUUAUCCAAACUAAUUGGAACCAAGGUGGUUCGAAUGUUCACUUCGCAUUCUUCUGGUGUUUGUAAACAUUUCCAAGGAGGAAGACAAUUAUCCGUGACUUACCGUACUACGAACGCGAAUUCAGUUUGCCACUCGAGGUCACCAGACGGAGACCACCAAAGUUGUCGAGUGUACUGUUCCUGGACAAGUUACGGUGAACUCGAUUCGAGAGAUUUUUAUAUAUAAUUUGUGAAAUUUAUAUAGGGCAUCUUCCAAAUUUUUCUACAGUGAGAAAUAAGUUCGCUGUAUCUUGGUCAGCAACCGUGGUCUUCCAAUGACUUCAUUAUGGUCAAUCGAAUUCGCGUUCGCUAGAACUUUUGUUACUCGCCCUGUCGCGUUCCCCGCGAGUCGUUCGCGACGGGACGUUGUCUAUCCGCCUCGAUUGACCUUCAAUGUGUUAUUUAUCCCAUUGCGCGUUAAAGCGAACAACGAAGAUCCCUAAGAGUGCAAUACCUUGCGACUUCACGUGCAAUAUUAUCGUUUCUAAGGACCUACGGGUAGGAAUUUCUUUUAUUUAUUUAUGCGAACGCGCGAAUAGCUUGUGCUAGCCAUUGGGGUCUCGUUACCUUUCAACGCCGUGUUAACCCUUUGCACUCCAGAAAUUUUUCAUUGGAAACACUCAACAUUUUUUAAUGAAAUACCAACGACAUUCUUUCAAACUGACUUAACGAGAAAUCACACAUAAAUUAAAGAGAUAGGCCGUUUUAUUUUAAAAUUUCACAUGUCGAUGCAUUGUACAAAGUUUAAUAUUGAAUAUCAAACUCUAUAAUUUUGCAGUGUCAAAUCAAUCGGUGACUGAGAGACGCCUACGGAGUGCAAAGGGUUAAUUCAACAUCCUCAACGUUUUACACGUGUAUAAAGUUCUAUCUAGUAUAAAGUUACAGAAGGUCUCCGCGGAAUCUAAUCUAAUCCCUUGCCUUACGAUGUCUUUCGCAAUUAAAGCCGAAUAAUCCUUAACGAUUAACUAGACAGAAAAGAUAUUGCACGUUCACCGUAUACCUAUGUCUACUAUAAGUAUUAAGUGUUCGCAAGAGAAAGCUGACAUUCUAUUUCGACGUGAAAAGAAAAGAAUACUAUAUUAUAUUACAUUGUAAUUAUAUUGUAAAGCAAUAUUAUAAGAGUAUUAUAAGGCAAGGAGUUAAAUUCUCGACGAAACGAACGUCCGAUUAAUAUUGGGUCGAUGCAAAAUUCCGACGUUCCUCUAACAAAAGAAUGUUUUCCUUUGCAAUAAAUAACAUCUGUCUUGAAACCACUGUAACGUGUAUAAAGGACACUUCUGUCUUCGCUUUCACUUCUGCUUUAGUCCGUGAACAGUUGAGGACUCUUUGUAUUGCUUAUAAAGAAACGCAAAGAAUUCCGCGUCAACUGAACGGUUGUCGGGAAUGUUUUCAUUGGAUCCCCGUACCCGCGUGAACGAGCGAAGCCUAAUUAACCAGUUGACUGUGUUUGACAAGUAUACACGUCAUAACGCUUGACACGAUACUGAUUCUUUCAGCAACGUAUUCUUGAUUUUUUCACGUAAACAUGUAAUUCUUCUUUGUUUCGCUUUGAUCUUUCAUUAAAAUAUACAUUUCAUUCAUUUUUUGAUUUUAUUGCGCGCGGAACGAGAGGUUUUUCCAAUAAAAUUCCACAGUUAACUGGUUAACCGUCGUCGCGUUGUAUAUAAUUCCUGUUAGGAUCGUUCCGGUGAAUAAGAGAACGGUAGAGCGUUUAUGCGGAACUGUAUUUAUUGAACUCACGUUAUAUCGUUUAUGGCAGGUUAAGUUUUAACAGGCAUAUUCACGAAGCACUAUAGCUUUCGUUGAACGUUCAACUCACACCCGCUGUCCGUUCCCACGAGUUUUAAAGCGCAUCCUGUGUCUGUGACUAUCCGGAUAUCCAUUCGAAAAAUACAAUUAACGAAAACGACGCUGCGCGAAGUUGUUCGAGGUUUCUUUUCUUUUUAUUUUUCUGCGUGUAUGUGUGUUUGUUUGUUUUUUUUCUUUUUUUUUAGUGAAAUAACGAUUCGCCGAGAGUCUUUUUAAGAUAAACCACGAGGGAAAUCGUGGACCUGACGUUCCGCGUGAGAGAGAAACGUUUUUGUUCUUUCCCUUCCCUCCGUAGAUAUAUACAAUCACGAUACUGUUCGCAUAGAUGACUAAUCGUUUGUUAACACUGAAAACAUUGUUUAACGCUGGAACCGCCGCGAAUGUUUAAUCGCGAUUAAUACGUGAUCCUUAUAAAAGUUAUGGAAGUAGAUGUUCUUCUCGUUUCUACUGAUAUUCUUGAUCUAUGUAAAUAAAACUACAUUUUUUUUAAAGUAACUGCUAAUGUCUAACACUGUUAUGAUGUUGUCAAUUGGAAAUUGAGACGGUAAAAAUCAGUCGUUUCCGAUUGGUACGGUGGUUCCAGCGUUAAAGACAUUCGUUAUCGUAUCCGCUAAGCGCAAAUCGAGCAACGUGAACGAAACAACUCCGUGAAACGCUUAACGU